CACAUUUUUAAGGCGAGUGUAGUUGUGUUUCAAUAAAAUCGGUUGUAUCUAAAAUUAGUGACAAUUAAGUAAAAUUAUUGAAACCACUUUAUGUUGAAAAUAGAUCUUUUUUGUUUAGAAAGUACUGAAAUGUUUGACUGUUCUGUCACCCUUGUUUUCCUGGCCCUUCUUGUAUCUGGUCUUCAUGCAAAUCAGGAUCAUGUUGAGGUUUUAGAACCAGGUAUCUAUCUAUCCAUUAAUCCUUUGGCAUUCACACAACCUGAUGGAACCAUUAUCAAACGAAGAUUGGAAAUAACAUGGUAUGGCAAACAGGUAACUACAGACAAAGAUGUAAUAAAGCUGAAUCAAGGGCUGGAGACAGUGCUGGAAAUAUAUCCUGCCCUAUAUCAAGAUGGUUUCUAUACUACAAAUUUCCAGCUCCCUUAUCCUGAUGUCCAAGAAAUUGGAACCAAUUCUCUAUGUGUAUUUGACUACAGUGUAAGAUGGUUGGUGAAAAAUGAUAACAAUACUGAGGAACUAGCUUCUGCUUGUCUAAGAUCGCAGCCAUCUUGGAUGUGGGAGAACAGAGAAUUUCUUAAAGAGAUGAAGAUUGGUUCCAUGAUGCUAGCCGCAAGUCAUCUCUCAGGUGCUUACCGAGACUACUUAGGUGAAGGGGAUAACAACCUUGCCACAAGUGCAGUCUACGCACAAGAAGAGGAUAUACAGAAUCAGCUAGUCUGGGGUGCCAGGUUCCUGGAUAUAAGAGUUGGAUAUUACCCAACUCUGGAGGAUACCUUUUGGUUAGUUCAUGGAAUUAUAAAAACACAUCCCAUGCAGGAAGGAAUUCGCCAAGUUCAGGAGUAUUUGAGGUCAUCUAAAGAUAUAGUGGUUUGGGAAACUAAUAAGUUUGAUCAACCUUGGGAUGAGGAGGCCCACACAGUAUGGAAGGAAUUGCUCCUGCAGAAGUUUAGUAGAUGGCUGGUAACACCAGGAGAACUGGGAUGGGAUACAACACUACAAGAUAUUUGGACUAGAGAGGGAUUGCCAGAAGAUGAAGGAAGGAUAAUCAUCACUUACAAUGAUAUCCAUACAGAUACAACAUUAUUUUAUCCAGAGGUGUUGGAGAAAUGGGGGGAUGUAAAUGAGCCUGAAGACCUCAGAAGGUAUCUAGAGGAAGAAGUGAAGACUGCCCAAAACAACCCUGAUUAUCAACCAUGGAAACCUAACUGUCAACUUACACCAACAGCUUCUGACAUCAUACUUGGCAGAUGGAGUGGUCUAAGAGAAAUGGCAGAUGCAGUAAAUAGAAAUGUGACGGAAUGGUGGAGAGAUGAAUGGAAGGAUCUUCCAUCAACAUUUCCUUUGCAUGAUUUCAUCCUCAGUACAGAUAUAAUAGGGGAAAGCAUCAGAAGAAAUCUCCGACAGGCAAAGAACUUGUAUUGAAAACUAAUUGGUACAGUCAUUAUAUUAGUGUUUUUUAAUAAAUAAAUCCUUGCACAGAAUAAUCCACCUGUGUAUUAA
Messenger RNA from Eurytemora carolleeae, 1500 nucleotides. RefSeq lists its product as uncharacterized. Gene Ontology annotation, molecular function: phosphoric diester hydrolase activity. The coding region runs from base 91 to 1422 and encodes 443 amino acids. The record is from RefSeq and is a predicted model, not a curated record. Lineage: Eukaryota; Metazoa; Arthropoda; Copepoda; Calanoida; Temoridae. The transcript is spliced from 17 exons. Gene Ontology annotation, biological process: lipid metabolic process.